Molecule: messenger RNA, 1842 nt
Organism: Malania oleifera
Lineage: Eukaryota; Viridiplantae; Streptophyta; Magnoliopsida; Santalales; Ximeniaceae
Product: GDP-L-galactose phosphorylase 2-like
Exons: 5
Coding region: 322-1638 (438 amino acids)
Biological process (GO): glucose metabolic process
Cellular component (GO): cytoplasm
Molecular function (GO): GDP-D-glucose phosphorylase activity
Source: RefSeq, a predicted model, not a curated record
GCUCUCAUCCAUCUUUGAUUUUUUUCUCCGGUAAAUCUCCACAGCCACCGCCUUGCACAACGAAAAAUAAAAUUAUACACCAAUCGAGAAAGAAGAUCCAUCUGUGAUUAAUUAUCAGAAGAAGAACGAACCUACUUACCGCCGAUAAAUAGAUAAAAGAACGAACCCCCUCCCCACCCCCACCGGCGGUGGGGGUUUCGCUGCGCCUUUCCAGGGCCGUCGCCAACCGUCGUCGGUGUUCACUUAGUUUCCUCUCUUCUCUGAUCUUAGUUUUGUUUGGGUUUACGGCGGUUUGAGAACGUACGUAGAAGCUAAGCGGAGAUGUUGACGAUCAAAAAGGUUGCUACGGUCGUUUCAAACUACCAGGAGGAGGCGUCGGAAUCCGCCGCUGGCUGUGGCCGCAAUUGCCUCGGAAAGUGCUGCUUACCUGUGUCAAAGCUUCCUCUAUAUGCAUUCAAGAAAGAUGGGGAGAAUUCAAAUAGAGAUGAAGAGGAACCUGGUAACAUGGGUUUUCUGCACAACUUGUUGCUGGGACAGUGGGAAGAUCGCAUGAACAGGGGGCUUUUCCGAUACGAUGUCACAGCAUGCGAUACAAAGGUCAUACUGGGCCGAUAUGGAUUCAUUGCCCAGCUGAACGAAGGACGCCACCUGAAGAAAAGGCCCACUGAGUUUCGGGUCGACAAGGUUCUCCAGCCCUUUGAUGAGGCCAAGUUCAAUUUCACCAAGGUUGGCCAAGAGGAAGUCCUUUUCAGGUUUGAGCAGAGCUGUGACCACAAGACUCAUUUCUUCACAACCUCACCUGCUCCUACUUCUUCUGUUGAUACCAAGCCCCACAAUGUUGUUGCCAUUAAUGUGAGCCCAAUUGAGUAUGGACAUGUGCUUCUGAUACCACGUAUUCUGGAUUGCGUGCCACAGAGGAUUGAUCAUGAGAGCUUUCUAGUUGCUCUUCAUAUGGCCAGAGAAGCAGCAGAUCCUUUUUUUAGACUUGGUUACAAUAGUCUUGGAGCUUUUGCCACCAUCAACCACCUUCACUUCCAGGCAUAUUACCUAGCCAUUCCCUUUCCAGUUGAGAGAGUUUUAACCCGAAAACUUGCGAUGAAGGGGCUGCACGAUGGCGACCGGGGUGUGAUGAUUUCUCAGCUGGUGAAUUAUCCGGUCCAGGGUCUUGUUUUUGAAGGUGGAAAUUCUCUGCUUGAUCUAUCGACUGCCGUUGCUGAUUCCUGCAUCCUUCUCCAAAACAGCAACAUCCCUUUCAAUGUUCUCAUCUCUGAUUGUGGCAAAAAAGUCUUCCUCUUCCCUCAGUGUUAUGCAGAGAAACAAGCACUGGGAGAGGUAAGCCAGGAGCUGCUAGACACACAAGUAAACCCUGCAGUGUGGGAGAUCAGUGGACAUAUGGUGCUGAAAAGGAGGAAAGAUUAUGAGGAAGCAUCGGAGGUGUACGCAUGCAGGCUUCUCGCAGAAGUUUCUCUCCCAGAGGAGAGGUUCCAAGAGGUGGUGAAAAUCAUCAUGUUGGAAGCCUUACCGGGUUCGCCGUUGCCGGUGACCGGUGUGGAAACAGACGGCAUGAAUGAGGAGGACAACGCCCUUUACAAGGCCCCUGCACAGCAUAUAUCUCAGGAUUGUAUAGUUCUUCAGUAAAAGAUUAGUAGUGUUUGGCAAUUUCAGUUUGAGUUACAUUUUGCCUGAUAGUUUGGGGAAAAAGAAGGUUGUGACUCUGCAAAGUCAGAUCCCCUAGAGGCAUGGACCCAAUUUGUGUUUAUACUUAGAAAGCUGAGAUCCCUUUUGUACAGUUUUUUUGAAAAUCAUGAACUUAGAGAAAGUAUACGUUUUUCUGAUCCAAAA